This is a messenger RNA of Lobosporangium transversale, 1506 nucleotides long. RefSeq lists its product as hypothetical. NCBI's taxonomy places the organism in Eukaryota, Fungi, Mortierellomycota, Mortierellomycetes, Mortierellales, Mortierellaceae. The transcript is spliced from 4 exons. Gene Ontology annotation, molecular function: FAD binding. The coding region runs from base 1 to 1506 and encodes 501 amino acids. The record is from RefSeq and is a predicted model, not a curated record.
AUGGCUUCCUCCAAUUACUCUUCCGACAGCAUAAAACCCUCUGGUACUACUAGCUCUGGUAUUACUCUUCCUCCUCCAUCUUCUUUUUCUUCUUAUUCCUCUUCAUCAUCAUCUUCUCCUCUUUCAUCAUCACCAUCACCACCGUCUUCAUCACCAUCUUCUUCUUCUUCUCCUGCUCCUUUGGGGCCAAAAGCGUCUUCCCCUUUCAAGGUUUUGAUUGUGGGCGCAGGCGUUGGGGGAUUAAUGCUGGCCCUCUGUCUAGAACGAGCAGGAAUCGAUUAUGUAGUCCUUGAAAGGAUGUCACAACUUCCACUACCCAAAUCAUCGAUUCAACUAUCUUCCAACACGUUAAGAGCUAUUGAGCAAUUAGGUUUGCUUGAUGAUAUCUUGAAGAUUUCAAAGCCUGUCUCAGCAGUCAAAUUGCGAAAACAUAAUUUGUCUGUUGUUGGAAAGAUCGAUUUUACCUAUGUCAAAGAAAGAUAUGGUCACUACUCAAUUCUUAUCCUAAGAACAGAGUUUUGUCAAGUCCUUCUAUCACAACUGCCACCAGAAAAGGUUCAUUGGAACCGUUACGUUUUAGAGAUUGUGAAUGGUAACACAGGGGUGCAAUGCCGAUGUGCCAACGGCACGGUCGAGCAGGCCGACAUUUUAGUUGGAGCAGAUGGGUCUUAUUCAGCCGUCCGACAAAACUUGUACAGAACCUUGCGGGAAAAGAAUCUGUUACCUAAAUCGGAUAUGGAGCCUCUCAAAUAUACUGCCAACACUCUUAUCGGAAUUACUAACCCACUGGAUCUGGAAAAAUAUCCUGCUGCAGGGGCGCGGUUCAGUGAAGUCAACAUUGUGGCUGGCAAGGAUUCUCCUUAUACAUUAUGGGUUUCUCCUACGCCCGGAAACAGGGUUGCUUGGUCCGUUGGUGGAGACUUGUUGACACCAGAAGGAAGUGCUAAUGCUAACUUUAAACAGUCGGAAUUUGGGCCGGAAGCUGUUGAUGCCGCGUGUGCGCUGGUCCAGGAUUUGGAACUUCCUUGGGGUGGAACAUUGGCUGAUAUGAUCGAGCACACCAGAAGAGAUUUUAUUACAAAGGUCAUGGUUGAAGAGAAACAUUACAAGACGUGGCAUCAUGGACGCUCAGUGCUCAUUGGUGAAGCAUGCCACAAGUUUAUACCUUACUCUGGACAAGGCGCAGAGCAAGCAAUUCUGGAUGUGAUCUCCUUGGUCAACCUUCUCUACAAGAUCAAUGAUAAUCCUUGUCAUAACGACUUUUGUAAUGCAUUUGAAGCGUAUUACCAGGAGCGCAGUCCUAAUGCCAAGAAUGCGGUUGAGGUCUCCCAUUUCAUGUCUCAUCUGAUGAAUACUCAGGGGUUUUCUGCUGAUGUAAAACGGAAGGUUCUGUUCAACCUCCCAGAAUGGGUCAAAAAUUCAGCACUUGACAAGAUUCAAGUUCGACCCUUGUUAGAUUUCUUACCGGCGGUGGAGAAUCGUGGACUGAAAAAGGCUACGAGAUAA